Molecule: messenger RNA, 873 nt
Organism: Spodoptera littoralis (African cotton leafworm)
Lineage: Eukaryota; Metazoa; Arthropoda; Insecta; Lepidoptera; Noctuidae
Source: the annotation of a GenBank genome assembly
AUGAACCUCACAAAAAACUCAAUUUCCAGCCAUAGAAAAACUUUGAACUACUUAUUCUAUUCAAUAAAGCAAGACGAGUUAGCGAAAUUUAAACACCUAUUGAAAGCGGCGAAACAAGUGGUUGUGUUGUCUGGAGCUGGCAUUAGCGCGGAGUCAGGUGUCCCAACAUUUAGAGGCCCGGACGGAUUGUGGAGGAAAUUGGACCCUUCCAUGCUGGCAAACCCUGCAUCUUUUAGGGAUGAUCCUGGUUUAGUUUGGGAAUUCUAUCACUAUAGACGGGAAUUGGUUUUGAAGGCAAAACCAAAUGCGGGUCAUAUAGCAGUAGCCGAGUACGAAAAAAGGCAUGCACACGACAAAUUAGUAACCGUUAUUACCCAAAACGUGGAUGGCUUACACACUCAAGCUGGUACCAAGAAUAUAAUAGAGCUUCAUGGAAAUAUAUUCAAAACACGCUGUACUAAAUGUAAUGAGGUUCUGGAGAACACCGACAGUCCUAUUUGUCCAGCACUAGCUGGUACCGGUUCUCCGAAAUGUGAUAAGCUGACAUCUGACAUCAGAGAAAAAGAUCUCCCACAUUGCAAAAAACCUAAUUGUGGCGGCUUAUUACGACCGCAUGUUGUCUGGUUCGGUGAAACCAUCGAUUUUCGACUUUUUGAGAAAUUUGAUGUCGUUAUAUCACAGUGCAACGUGGCCCUCGUCAUCGGAACGUCGUCAAUUGUUUACCCCGCAGCUGCGUUUCCAACAAUAUUAUCAGCUUCGGGUUCAAUCGUAGCAGAAUUUAAUAUUGAAAAACAAUCACCAACCUCACGGAAAUUCGAUUUUUAUUUCCAAGGACCAUCUGCUGUCACGUUACCACAAGCACUGAAUGAUUAG